GAAUAUUUUAAUCCACAAAAUAAAAAUGUUGAAAUGAAGAUCGCAUCACAUAGCCUUUCCCAGUUGCCCUUCGAUUCAACCCUCUUCAUCGGUGGUGCAGGGCGUGCAGCUGCUGCUCCUCCUUCUUCCUGUUUUGCGAAUCAUUUCACCGGUGAUCGGGUGGUCCAAUCCGGCCACUGCUCUCUUUUCUUAAUUCGUGGGCUAGGGGCUAGAUCUUGCAUCUUAAUUCUCUUCACCCCUCUCCAGCAACCCAGCUUCAUCUCCAGUAGCGAAGCUCCGUCCCCAACAGCGGAGCUCCGUCUCCAACAGCCUAGCUUCGUCUCCAGUAGCCAGCUCCGUCUCAAGUAUCUUUGCAUGAAAAUUCCUUUUCUUGUGGUUCUAGCAAUGGCACAGGAGACUCUAUUGGAUCCAGCUCUUCUUGACAAAGAUGAUUAUGAUAUGGAUUGGGCAACUAUUGAUGAGUCUUUGCCAAAUCAAAAUCUUGAUGAUACUGAUAAUAUUGUUUACGAUGAGAAAGAUAUCCCACCGAUUCCUAAAAAUGAAAAUGAAAAUGAACAAGUUUGGGUUAGGGUUGAUAAAGUUACAAGUUAUGGAAUUCCUCCAAACGAGGAUCCUUAUAAUUAUAUUCAAGAUAUUUGGUAAUGUUUUGAAAUUAAUUAUGCUGUUCAUUCGUAAUUUUUCCUUGAUAUAAACAAGUGAAGAACCCUUCUGAUGAACCCUUGUGAUGAAUGUUUUUAGUUUUUCUAAAUUAAAUAUGAUUUUCUAUU
Molecule: messenger RNA, 767 nt
Organism: Rubroshorea leprosula
Lineage: Eukaryota; Viridiplantae; Streptophyta; Magnoliopsida; Malvales; Dipterocarpaceae
Source: the annotation of a GenBank genome assembly